Molecule: messenger RNA, 1497 nt
Organism: Pecten maximus
Lineage: Eukaryota; Metazoa; Mollusca; Bivalvia; Pectinida; Pectinidae
Product: sodium-dependent proline transporter-like
Exons: 10
Coding region: 1-1497 (498 amino acids)
Biological process (GO): sodium ion transmembrane transport
Cellular component (GO): membrane
Source: RefSeq, a predicted model, not a curated record
AUGUAUGUCGAAGAUCACAAUAAAAACGGAGAAGAAAUCGAUAUGGUGCUUGAGGAGCACCAUAGAAUGUUUUCGGAGAGGCCACGCGAAGAAUGGACAAACAAAUUGGAAUAUCUUCUGAGUCUUGUUGGUUAUACGGUCGGUCUUGGAAGUGUUUGGAGGUUUCCGUAUCUCUGUAUCAAGAAUGGAGGAGGAGCUUUCCUCAUACCGUUCAUCAUAUUUACACUGUUGUGUGGAUUUCCUCUGUUUUACCUGGAGCUGGCUUUGGGCCAAUUUUCUGGAAAGAGUGCCCUGACAACAUGGUCGAUAUGUCCACUGUUUGAUGGGAUUGGAUAUUCAAUGAUAAUUGCCAGCGGCAUUGGGGCGUGGUACUACUGUCAGGUGGUAGGGUGGGUGCUCCUCUAUCUCGGCUAUGCCUUCUUUCCGACCCAGCCCUGGUCGACAUGCAGCAAUGACUGGAACACUGACCAUUGUGUAGUCCUGAGAACCGGAAAUGAACAAGUCAAUUACUCAGACGUGAACUAUUCUAACUUCACGAAGGCGUCUACACAGAACGAUGUGUUCUCAACUGCGGCGACAGAAUUUUGGAAGUACAAACUGCUGAACGUCUCCUCAGGAAUUGAUGUCCUUGGUUCACCACAGUUACAACUAGCUAUUGCGCUCUUUGCUGCCAAACUCGCAAUAUUCCUGUGCCUUGUGAAAGGAGUGAAAUCAGUCGGAAAGGUUGUGUACGUGACCGUGAUCGCCCCUUUCGCAUUACUGCUUGUUUUGCUGGUUCGAAGUUUGUGGCUGGAUGGAUCUUUCGAUGGUGUUAUGCUGUACCUUACUCCAGACUUCUCCAGACUAGCUCAUUACCAGGUUUGGCUGGAAGCUGCACUACAAGUGUUUUAUUCACUUGGUCCGAUUUUCGGAGGGGUGAUCACAAUGUCUAGUUAUCAAAAGUUCCACGGAAACAUCCUUAGAGAUACUGCGGUCGUGGUAGCUGCGGACCUGUUUAGUAACUUCCUAUGUGGACUGGUAAUAUUCUCAAUAUUGGGAUUUCUGGCUCACGAGGCUGGCUUAUCUGUUGAUGAAGUGGCAGAAUCAGGUCCUGGAUUGGUAUUCAUAGUGUACCCAGAAGUUCUCCAACGCCUUCCACUUCCACAUCUGUGGGCUGUCAUUUUCUUCUUCAUGCUGUUCACAGUCGGCAUAGAUACUCAGAUUGCCUUCAUAACGGCUGUAGUUCGUUUUGGGGGUCCGGAGUAUAAGGGGUAUAAGUAUCCGGAUUAUACAUGGAUCAUUGGUAUAUGUCUGGCCAUCCUCCCUGUACUGCCAAUACCGCUCGUGGCUUCGAAGAGGAUUUACGACAGUCAUGGUUCGUUAAAGCAGAGACUCCAAAAACUAAUCAUUCCAUCUCCGCACUGGGGUCCACAUGGUCAGUGUGUGAGAUACGAAGUUUACAAUUACCGUGGAAACUUCUGGCAGAACGUCUGGACAAAUCUGAAAGGACCUCGCUGA